Molecule: messenger RNA, 1919 nt
Organism: Mirounga angustirostris (Northern elephant seal)
Lineage: Eukaryota; Metazoa; Chordata; Mammalia; Carnivora; Phocidae
Gene: RHOD
Product: ras homolog family member D
Exons: 5
Coding region: 74-676 (200 amino acids)
Biological process (GO): small GTPase-mediated signal transduction
Cellular component (GO): cytosol
Molecular function (GO): protein kinase binding; GTPase activity; GTP binding
Source: RefSeq, a predicted model, not a curated record
CCGCCCCGCGCCGCUGCCCGCCCGCCCGCCCGCCCGCGCGUUCGUCCGCCCGCCCGCCCGCCCGCCGCUCGCGAUGAAGGCGGCCCAGGCCGCGGGCGCCGAGGCGCCGCAGGGCGCGCGGUCGGUCAAGGUGGUCCUGGUCGGCGACGGCGGCUGCGGGAAGACGUCGCUGCUGAUGGUCUUCGCCGAGGGGGCCUUCCCCGAGAGCUACACCCCCACUGUGUUUGAGCGGCUCGCCGUUAAUCUGCAAAUGAAGGGCAAACCCCUGAACCUCCAAAUCUGGGACACAGCAGGGCAAGUUGACUAUGACCGCCUGCGGCCCCUCUUCUACCCCGACGCCAGUGUCCUUCUCCUCUGCUUCGAUGUCACCAGCCCGCACAGCUUUGACAACAUCUUCAACCGGUGGUACCCAGAGGUGAACCACUUCUGCAAGGAGGUGCCCAUCAUUGUCGUGGGCUGCAAGACUGACCUGCGCAAGGACAAGUUGCUGGUGAAGAAGCUGCGGAAAAAUAGGGCCAGGAGAUGGCGAGGUCCGUGGGUGCAGUGGCCUACCUCGAGUGCUCAGCCCUGCUCCAAGAAAACGUCCACGCGGUCUUCCAGGAAGCAGCGCAGGUGGCCCUCAGCAGCCGCAGUCGCAACUUCUGGAGGAGGGUUACCCGGAGCUGUUGCGUGGUGACCUGACAUCUUGAGGCCCUCCCUGCCCCAACCCCCCCAGCAGCUCAGGAAGGAGCUGGGCGCUGAGCUGCCCAGUUGGCUGGGCUGGACCCAGUCCCGAGGCUGUGAUCACCGAACUGCACCUCAAACAGAUGGACACCACCAAGGCCGGGCCCCUGACCCUGGGGCUGUAAUCCCUGGACUAGAGCGUAACCCCCGCCCAAGGCCUGAGGAAGGGGCUUCCAGAGCCCACCUGCCCUGUAGAGGGCUACUCCUGGAGUCCCCUAAAAAUGACUCCCAGACUCCCAGCUCCCAGCCUGGACCCACGCAUCCAGAAGCAGCCUGUUCAGUGCUAUUCCCAGGGCUGCACCUUCGGGACCUGGCACUUCCAGGACCCUGGGCCACAACUCACACCCUCCCCAUCCCCCUGCCCCCUGCCCAUCCAGUGGUAACUAUAACAACUAAAACUACAUUGCUUGCCAGUUAUGUCACGUGUCUUGCUUUACAUACAUGUUCCAUAGCAGAAAAGAACCCACCACAUGUAGGCACUGGAAUGGGACUACCCGGAUCCAAACCUGGCUUUAUCACUUUGGGACCUUGGGCAAAUUACUUGAACCCUCUGUGCCUCAGUAUCCUCAUCUGUGAAAUGGGACCGAUCACAGAUGAUGUCAUGGAGCCUUUAGAGGAGUAAGGGGGCAUCAUGAGAGACACGCAAAGAGCUUAGCAGGUGCCUGGCACCCAUUAAGUGCUUACAAAAGGUUUACAAGUGGGGGUUUUUUGUUUAUGAUAAAUAUAUAAUAUUGCAGAGAUGUAAUAUAUGUAACAUACUCAAUAAUAUUAUAUUAGGGUUUUCCGGAGAAACAGAACCAUAUAGAACCAAUAGGGUGUGUGUGUAUGUGCAGAGAGAGAGAGAAAUUGUAAGGAAUUGGCUCAUGGGAUCACAGUGCCUGGCAAGUCCGACACCGGUAGGGCAGGCUGGAGAUUCAGGUAAGUUGUGGGAUCAAGCCCAGCGCCGGGAUCCGUGUUCAGCAUGGAGUCUGCUAGAGAUUCUCUCCCUCUCCCUCCCUCUGCUCCUCCCUACACUCGAACGUGGGCUCUCUCUCUCAGAUAAAAUUUAAAAAAGAUAGCUCAAGGGAGGGACCACUUCACGGGGAUGUGGCUGACUCACUCAGUAGAGCGUGUGACUCUUGAUCUCAGGGUUGUGAGUUCGAGCCCCAUGUUGAGUAUAGAGAUUAUUUAAAAAUAAAUCUUUGGGGUGCCUGGUU